Amyelois transitella is the source of this 3126-nucleotide messenger RNA. RefSeq lists its product as uncharacterized. The transcript has 5 exons. Bases 245 to 2929 code for a protein of 894 amino acids. Gene Ontology annotation, molecular function: ATP binding; protein serine/threonine kinase activity. Gene Ontology annotation, biological process: signal transduction; peptidyl-serine phosphorylation. NCBI's taxonomy places the organism in Eukaryota, Metazoa, Arthropoda, Insecta, Lepidoptera, Pyralidae. The record is from RefSeq and is a predicted model, not a curated record. Gene Ontology annotation, cellular component: cytoplasm; nucleus.
UUUCUAACAACAUGGCGGAAUUGUAAUCAGUUGAUAUUAUCGUGUGAUUUUUGUGUAUGUUUACUUGAAAUAAAGUUAAAAUUAUAAUCCACGUUCAAUUAACAGUUAGCGUUAUCCGCUAUACUUAAUCUGUCAGCAUUUUUAACGUGUUUAAUUGGUUCUAGAAUACUAUUAGCAGUGCCUACGCGAGUAUAGUGUGUGGUUAAAUUUUGUGAAAACAUUAUCUUGAUCUUAUGAUACCGUGAUGCCUAGAAGAGGUACAGAGGUAGCGCAGUUGCCGCUGCCGCCGAAGAAGAAGACGAAGGCUUUAGAAGAGCCUCCAAGCUUGGACGUCAGUUUCUGUGAUCUCGACGAAGCUCUACCACCCGGCAUCAUUUUCACAGAUGUUCAGCAAAAGAAGUGGCGUAUUGGGAAACCUAUUGGUAGAGGCAGUUUCGGGCGUAUCUACCUAGCAUCGGACGAUAUAGAGAAGGAGGUCACUAAAGUGAACGCUCGCUAUGUGGUCAAGAUAGAGCCUCAUACCAAUGGUCCAUUAUUUGUUGAGAUACACUGCCUUAUAAGGUCCGCACAGCUUGCUAAAGUAAAAACCUGGCGUCAACAGAACAAGCUAAAGCGCCUCGGCAUGCCGCUCUAUAUCGCGAGCGGAUCAUUCACAGACCAAAAUACAGGAACAAAGUACCGCUUCCUAGUACUCCCCCGUUACGACAUAGACUUACAGAAAAUCAUCGCCCGGACUAAAGUAUUAGACCUGAAAAACGUUCUCAUUCUAGCUCUGCAAAUAUUGGAUGUAUUGGAGUAUUUACAUGAGCAAGGGUACACUCAUUCUGAUAUCAAAAGCUCGAAUUUGAUGCUCGGCUUUGACGGCAUGAAGUUUGGCAAACAGCCCGCAAAGGCGCCACCGUCGUUCCAAAAAGAUACUAAAGAGGUUGCAGUAUUGUCUGGAAAACAUAGACGAGCUAAGAGUGGGAAAGCAAGGAGUUCAAAUUAUUAUGAUGAUGAAGAUUUUAUAGUCAGAGAUUAUAAAAGCCCAAGCUCUGAUGGGCAGAAUGAGACUGAUAAAAGACUGGCCAGUGUUAAAAAGAAACUGAGGAAAAUUUUGUCAGACAGAGACAGUAGAACUCUUCAUAGACACCAUGCGUUCAACUUGAGACAGCUGUCGAAUUACGUUAACUACGAGGAUUUGAACAGUUCUGUCUGUUCAGAUCAGUCAUAUCAGAAACAUUUGGAUGAUUUUGGGAAUAAUUUGAUUCGUAAUAACGACAAUAUUGGCGAUCUGAAUACCGAUAUGGACGAAUUGCAAAGAGAAGCGGUGUUGUCACAGUCAAAUGGCCAAAUUUACUUGCUGGAUUAUGGGUUGGCAUCGAAAUUUCUAGAUUGUGAUGGAAGGCAUAAAGAAUUCGGUAUGGAUGCGAGGAAAGCUCACGAUGGCACGCUUGAAUACAGCUCAAGAGACUCGCAUAUUGGGGCACAUUCUCGACGUUCCGACUUAGAGACGCUAGGAUACAAUCUCUUAGAUUGGUUAACAGGUACAUUACCUUGGAAGACGGCCGAGGUACUCACCGAACCAGAUUUAGUGCACGCGUUAAAGAAAAACUUUAUGAGUGACAUAAAAUCGUUACUGAAAACAUGCUUCAAGACUGAGUUUUACCCGCAAUUUAUGGAGAAAUACCUGGAAUACGUUACAAGUUUAGAUUUCACUGAUAAACCUGAUUAUGACUACUGUAGAAGUUUAUUUAGAAGUGAAUUGCUCAAAAAUGGUCAUCCUAGGGAGAAAGAUUUGUUUUUAAACUUCACUGAACCGCAGAUGUCGCCGAUGAAACGUUUGUGUUACGCAAAGAGGUUUGGCAAGAAGAAUAUGCCGUCAGAUUACAUAAGGAACGGAAUCAAAAAGGCAUUCGAAAGAGAGAAUGUAUAUUCUCUAGAAAACGAUUUGAAAUUGGAACUUUUGAAACAAACACUUAACUCUUCAAGUGAUGGUAUAAGAAAACCUUGUGCGUCUAGAAACUUCUUUAUAUCAGACGCGGAUUUAGUCGCACGUCUCAAGAAAUCGCUUAUGCCUUUAGACGUGAUGGGAAAGAAAUUAUCUCCUAAAAAUCUGCGGUCCAAAAAGAAGAUACAAAAACGCAGGGGCGUAAGAAAACACCGGAACAGUAUUGGGAAAUUCGGGAACUUCAUGGGCUCCGCUAGACAGUUCACUUGGGCUGAAAUAUUAGCUGGCAACCCAGAGGAUAUCAUCCGUAAAGAACGUGCCAUCACCGUAGCUGAAGAUGAUGAUGAUAACACUUGCAAAUACCGUAUCAGAAAACUGUCGGACGCGUCAUCAGACAGCAACGAUAUACAGUCUCCGUUGAUGCAGAAAGAUUACUUGCAAAUGUUGAAUCCUACUUACGCUAUGAAAGAAGUCAUUGCAAAUUUCAAGAAACGUGCUUCGGGUAAAGUUAAUAAGGAAAUUGAGGACAAUGUUGAUCGGUUAGAAGGUUAUACUCCAGCUAUGGUGAAAGUGUAUAGAAUGAAGGAAAAGCGGGAAGCGAAGGAGAAAUUGGAAGCAUUAAAAUUGCAGAAUUCGUCGAAAAAGGAAUUUGUUAGGGAUAGGAAGAGUUCAAAUGAAGAGGUACUGCCAAGGUGUACUAGAUCUAUGAGAAGUAAAGGCGGUAUAUCUAAACCUGUUAGAAAAACUGUUAACAAAAAGACUGCUGAAUCGAGUCCUAAGGUAGACAGAAGUGCUACAAAGAAAAAAUCUAGUGAGAAUUUGAAGUCGGAAAAUCGAAACAAGACUAACGAAAAAUCUAAAGAUAAGAAGGUUACUUGCAAGAAGGAAGUCAAAAUAGCUGAGGUGUCACCAGUAAAAAAUAAAAAAACAUCAAGAACCACGGUCAGUGUCCCUAACAACAGAAGAAGGCUUCGAAGCAGCAAGCGCACGCGCAAAUAAGGGAGGAAAAAAAAGGAUAAAACCACAGGAUAAAAAUUACUACCUAAAUACGAAAAUUAAUUUUAAUGUAUAAUGACACUGGCUGGCUACAGCCGCAAGUGAAAAAAAUCAUACUUUUUUUUCUCAUUAUGCUACUGUAUGCCAUGCCAAUGGUACCAUUUUAUUUUAAUUUUUAAAGCCCGUAUAUCUCGAGCGGU